Molecule: messenger RNA, 6198 nt
Organism: Dacryopinax primogenitus
Lineage: Eukaryota; Fungi; Basidiomycota; Dacrymycetes; Dacrymycetales; Dacrymycetaceae
Exons: 17
Coding region: 90-5447 (1785 amino acids)
Biological process (GO): transcription initiation at RNA polymerase II promoter
Cellular component (GO): transcription factor TFIID complex
Molecular function (GO): transcription cis-regulatory region binding; chromatin binding; RNA polymerase II general transcription initiation factor activity
Source: RefSeq, a predicted model, not a curated record
GUCGGCGACAGUGCAGUCUGCGUCGACUGUCGCUCCUUCUCUGGUAGUGAGCAGUCCAGACAGGCAGCGUACACACUACAUCAAGCAACAUGCAACGAGAAUCAGCCAGGCGGGGAUUUACUCUAUCCCAUCAGCGUGUCGUUCUCGACAUUGAUUUCUCGGCAAAUGUUAACGGCUAUACGGAACUCACGAUACUUCCAAAUGACACCGAGCUAAGAACAGUGAGCCUCCACUGUCGACAAUGCAUCAUUGAUAAAGUAAUCGUCAACGGUACACCGGCCGAUUUCGUCCAUCAAGACCCGUUAGCAAACAUAGCGAUCUCUAAUCCGACAGAUGUGCACCUUUGGACCGAGCUUAAGCGGAAGACCUAUUCGGCACUUGCAGAGGCAGAUGAGGGAGAGCUGGCUAUCUCCAUUCCGCGAGAUGUUGCCGUCAGAGCAUCCUCGGUCUUGCCGCCAACAACACCUGAAACAGCUCACUCAGAAACCUUCGAGCAGCGACCGAACACCGAGGUUGAUCCGAGCAUCAUCAUACGCAUUGACUAUCAUCUCCGCCACCCGAAGGAAGGCCUGAGCUUUAUCCUGCCUACCAAGACACAUCCAUAUCGGGUUCCGCAUGUGUACACGUCACCAACCUCAGCGGACGCCGCUAGAUGUUGGGCACCUUGUGUUGAUAACCUCUGGGAGCGAUGCACAUGGGAACUUGAAUUCAUCGUGCCACGGUCACUCACUGCUGAGGAAGACGUCAGUAUGACUACGGGGCCUGACAAUAUGCCUGUAAUGGUGGUCUGCAGCGGCGAGUUCAGGGAGCAGGUCGCCCACCCCCAUAGCUCUAAGAAGAGCCUUUGGUUCUAUCGCCAAGAUACCUUAACCUCAGUACAACAUAUUGCAUUUGCUGCCGGGCCCUUCCGGUUGCUUCAGCUGAGGGAUGAGAAACCGGAUGACUCCAGUGAAGGCGACGAAUCGCAUCCAACUCGAUAUCCGAUGCACGCGUUCUGCCUACCGGGUCUGGAGGAUCAUCUUAAACCCACAACUUCAUUCCUCUCCAGCGCUCUGUCAUUCUUCGUCACUGAAUACGGCGCAUAUCCGUUCAGUUCCUACGGCAUCGUCUUCGUUGAUGAUUUACCGAGAGAACGCUCCGACAAUGCUGGAUUGACCGUGGCCUCGAACAACCUGUUACACGGUGAAGAUGCCAUCGACCAGGUAUUCGAAACGCGACAGCAGCUUAGCCACGCGCUCGCAGUACAAUGGGCAGGCAUCAAUAUUAUUCAGAAGACCUGGUCGGACACAUGGCUCGUAAACGCACUCGCGCUCUAUAUGAGCGGACUUUUCUUCAAGAAGACGUUCGGCAACAACGAGUUUCGCUUUCGAAUAGCACGGGACAUGGCAAGAGUAUGCACUAUGGAUAAUGGGGCAAUGCCGCCAAUAUGUCAACCUGGCGCAUAUGAACCGCCUGAUCCGGACUACGCACCCUUCAUCAACAUCAAAGGACCAGUGGUCCUCCACAUCUUGGACCGACACCUUGGCAAGUCUGGCACAUCGCUCGGACUAUCGCGAGUGCUGCCGAAAAUCUUCUUGUCCUCUAUGGCGGGCGAGCUGACCAACAAUACACUCUCGACCCAUUCAUUCUUGCGAACAUGCCGAAAGGUCAGCGGUGUAGACCCCAAAACCUUUGCGGAUCAGUGGAUCUACGGAAGUGGAACACCACGAUUUGGAGUCACGGCGAGUUUCAACAGGAAGAAGAUGGCUGUUGAGGUUACCAUCGCCCAAGAUUGCCCAGCUUAUAUGGCACACGAAGGCGAUCCGGUUGGUCUAGCAGUCUUCAACCCCGUCCAGCUGUUUGAAGGACCGAUUACCAUACGGAUUCACGAAGCCGACGGCACACCGUACGAGCACGUCCUGAAUAUCAACAGCCAAUUCAAAAAGUAUGAAGUACCAUUCAAUACGAAGUAUAAGCGCGUUCGUCGACAUACGAAACGCUAUGCUGCCCGCCAAGCCGCCGCUGCAGCUGCAGCUGCUGGUGAUCAAGAUGCUGCAGAGGCGAUGGUUACUGUGGACAUGUCUUUCGGCCUUGCAUUAUGGGAAGAAGAAGCUCAACGUGAAGCUUGGAGGGUGUCGGAUUGGUCCGAAGAGGAGGAGCACAUCAUGGAAAGCUCGACGUACGAAUGGAUUCGUUGCGAUGCGGAUUUCGAGUGGAUAGCAACCAUACGAUUCGAGCAGCCUGAUUUCAUGUGGACAAGUCAGUUACAGAGAGACAGAGAUGUAGUAGCCCAGCUUGAGGCCAUUCACGCGCUGGCUCGAAUGCCCUCUCUGGUUGUGUCAAGCAUUCUCACCAAGACUGUGUUGGUUGAGAACUACUUUUUCCGUGUCCGUAUGGAGGCAGCUCUCGCUCUGCAAAGCUGCGCGAACAUCGAACACAUCGGAAUGUUCCACCUGUUUAAGCUUUUCACGCGAUACUGUUAUUCGGAAGCAAAUCAUGGCGACCGAGACUUCCGAGAGAAGUUCAUUCCAGAGCCCAACGACUUUAAGGACUUCGCGUCCUACUUCAUUCGAAAGUCGGUGUUAGUCGCUAUCUCCCGUUGUCGAGAUGAUUCCAAUGGAAAUACCUGGUCGGUGGCGAGGCGCUUAUUCAUUGACGUCUUGCGCUACAAUAACAACGCUAAGAACCAGUAUUCGGACUCUCGUUACCUGAGCACCGCUAUUGUUGCCCUUGGAGGAGCUCUCGUGCCUGGCGUGCCCCCAGAACGAGGCAUUCUCACAGAUGCUGAAGGACCAGUGCCACUGACAGAGAGUGACGCCACAAUCCUUGAAGAAGCCGUCCAGGAAGUUGAACGCUACCGCCUUCGAGACCAGUACGUGCCGUCGCAACAUAAUGUCAUCACAAUCGCAGCGCUCGAGUUCAAGCUCAUGCUCAUGCUUGGAGGGCUUAUUGCGACAGACGGCAAUUUUUUCCUUGAAUACACCAGAGAAGAGAACUUCGUUCCUGUUCGACUUGCUGCCUUCGAUGCACUUCUGGUAAUGAAGUGGUACAUGCGUCCAGCACUGAUCAGAUACUUCUUCUCUGUCGUCAUCAACGAUCCGUCCCGCGUUAUACGGCGACAUCUAGCACAUGCAAUGGUCGAAAGUCUGGGCGUCCUAUAUCAAAUCGGGGAGCUUGGAUCGGGGCACAAAAAGGAACCAAUAUUGAUUGAGGAAGACGGGACACAGAAGAAGAAACCCAAAUCGUCUGAGGCGGCCGUUAUGGCUCGUGCCCUCCGCAAGGAGUUGCAAAAGUCGGCAACGUUUCGUGAAUGCAUCCUGCCCACAAUGCAAAAUUUGUCCAUCGAUCAGGAAGUGCGAUGGUGCAUGAUCCAGCUUGCUGAAUUCUUCUACAAGCCUCAUGAGGAAGCGCUGCCUAAAGUCACCAUAACACUGCCACCAACGCCUAUUUCAGAGACUGCACCUCAACUUGCUACGCCUGUUCUAGCACCUCCGGUGCCGGCGUUGCCGAAGAUCAAGGCAAUCAAGAUCGGCAUCUCUGGCAUUCAGAAGGAUCGUCCUUUGACUCCGAGCGGAGCGUUACCACCAUUAGCUCCUGCCGUGCGGCAUGAUAUUUCACCCACAAAUGGGACUGCAGCAGUACCCAUUGCGCCAAUCUCAAUCAAACCGAAGAAAAUCAAACCGCUAGAGAGAGCACAAGAGAGGGGGAUGUCCUCAAAUGAUCUGAAGGCGUGUCGACAAGCGCUCAAGAGGCUCAACAUGAACAAGCAUGCCGACUUGUUCAGAAUGCCGGUGGACCCUAUCAGGGAUCGGGCGCCGAACUACUUUGACGUUAUCAAAAACCCCAUGGAUCUGAGCAAUAUCAGCGCGAAGCUGGAAGACGGCCGAUAUGGCGAUAGGUUCGCCUUUGAGCAAGACUUCCGGCUAAUGAUCCAGAACGCACAUACAUACAAUCCCCUCGGUACUUACGCUCACACCGAGGCGAACAAGUUACAGGAGUUCUUUGACAAACAAUGGGCAAGGAUCAGCAAGACACUCGACGCUGCACAAAGUAAAGAAGAAGCCGUUUUACUCUCGGCCGUAGCACCUCCCUCUACAAUACCGGCAGAAAUUGCAUCGCCUGUUGCACCGUCUGCAACAGUAGCCCAACCCUCAGCCAAGAAAGCAAAAAUAGUUGACAUGAACGGAACGGCUACUCCAACUACUGUGAAGAUCAAACCAAAGGUCAAGCCUCCCGCAACUGACCAAACCCCAAUCGCACCCGCCGCGACGCCAGAUACUGCGCCGCCACCAAUAGCGAAAUUGGAGGCUAAGGUCAAACUGCCCAAAGUCAAGAUCAGCGUUGGCCCCAAGCGAACAACACCCAAGGGGCCAAAGAAGCGAGAUGCUGCAGACGCUGCGUUGGAUGAGUUACUGGGGGAGGAAGUCGAUGCUAUGGAAGCUGAGCGACCGGUGAAGAAGCCUAGAAAGUCUGCCCCGUCCGCGCCACCCCCGAUCGAAGAUGAACUAUUAGCGUCGCUUGAAGAAGAGGUCGCUCACGCGGCCACCUCGACUGCACAACCCAUCGAGCCCCGAUUCUCCGAGACACCGCCGGUCGUACCGCCUCCAAUGGAAGUACCUCCGCCAGUACCGGCACCAGCGCCAGCAGCGGGACCUGCGAUUGCAUCUUCCCCUUCAAAGCGCAAAACAGAACCCACCCCUAGGACAAGUGAUGAGCCUGUCAAUGAAAAGAAAUGUCGCGCUGUAAUGAAGAUUGUGAAGGCACUGCCUCAAGCAUACAUCUUCCUGCGUCCGGUGGAUCCGAUUGCGGAUGGCUGCCCAACGUACUACGACGAAAUCAAGAAUCCGAUGGAUUUUGGUACAAUGGAGAAUAAACUGACCGAGGGUCGCUACGACACAAUGAGCGCAUUCGCUGCGGACUUCGACCUUGUGAUUGGCAAUUGUCGUACGUUCAAUCCGCCUGGCACGGACGCAUCCAUUAUGGCGGAUAUUGUGGAUAAGGCUUUCAAGAAAGAAUGGAGCAAGGUCCUUGUGAAGAAGCUUGCUUACAAUGAGAAGCGCAGCUUGCAGACCGCCAUCAAUAAGCUGCGCCAGAUGCCUUCAGCGUUUGUGUUCUUGGAUCCAGUGGAUCCAGUGGCACUUGGCAUUCCUACGUAUUUCGACGUCAUUCCUAAGAAGGACGCUCGAGAUUUGUCUACGAUCAAAACCAAGCUUGACCAAGACAAGUACGACUCGAUUGAGGCCCUCGAUGCUGACAUCCGCCUAAUGGUAGACAACGCGAUCAAAUUCAAUGGGGCAGAGUCAGAGGUUGCAGCUGCAGCUCGGCAGGUCGAUAAGGAUUACAAUGUCCUCGUCAAGCCGUUCCGGACUCCAGCUACAAACGGGGCAACGAAGGGCAAGAGAAAGGAGACGGAUGAGAAGACAGUAGCACCGGGCGGGCCUGCCAAGAAGCAGAAGAAAGCGGUAUGAAGAAACACGUAUAUAUCCAUUAAUCACAUCGUACAAUGUAGCCUUAGUCAAUCUUGCUUGUUUCUGUUGUACUUCGUAUUUCACCGCUUGCACGACGGAUUACUGGGCCCAGGAGGCCAAGUAUGUACUGCGCUGCAAAGUACGAGGGUGCGAGUGAGCCAAUAAUGACGGCUAGCGUUGGCACCACCGACGGGGGAAGGAAGCCAAAGCGUAGUUUUUCCAGUGUAAGUGUAAAAAGAACUUCUCCUUGCUCGAAGGAUUCAUUACGAUGCACCCCACUGUUCUUUGCCCGUAUUUGAGCAUAGUGUGUCCGAGUGAUAGGGCUGCGGAUGCUCAAUGAUAGCUCAGGAUGAGCCUGUACCAGGGCUUGGGGGUCGAAGAUCCUCAGCUGCCAGUCUACCGGGAACCAAGCCGGCCAUGAUAACCGCAAUGUAAACGCAUGAGAAUCCCAUAUCGUCGCUGCCGGGAAGCUGUCCAGGUCUAGUACGACCCACAGGGCAUGUGAGCCGCCAUCUGCCGUGUCUUGAUGGCGAUACGCUAUCUCCCAAGGGGUGCCUUCUGGUACUAGCACAGGUUUCAUCGUCCAUAUACGAUCAGCGGGCGUUGAUGAGUCGAGCAAUGGCCUGCCCAGUUCUUCUUUCUCUGAAUCAGGUAUGUCAUGAUGCGUACCGCCAAAAAAGUUGAUGAUUUCUGUAUUGGCUGUGGACUGGCGAGCAAGGAGGAGGAGGACCACGGACACCAGCAGCAUUCU